This is a messenger RNA of Xenia sp. Carnegie-2017, 638 nucleotides long. RefSeq lists its product as uncharacterized. Lineage: Eukaryota; Metazoa; Cnidaria; Anthozoa; Malacalcyonacea; Xeniidae. The record is from RefSeq and is a predicted model, not a curated record. The transcript has 2 exons. Bases 144 to 638 code for a protein of 164 amino acids.
AUCAGCAUUCCUAAAUGGUAUGCACAUGUAAUUGAUCUUAAAAUGCAAAACAUAUAUAUUUUGUAUAUAUACAUAAAGUGCAAUUUUUUAAAGGAAAAGUCCAGUUACCAGACCCCAGACCUCUGAUAAAUGAUGGCAAGAAGAUGCCAUAUUGCAUUGUUGGGGAUGAGGCUUUUCCAUUGAAGACAUGGAUUAUGCGACCAUAUCCUGGUAAAUCUUUGGACUGUGUAGCAAAAAAAGUAUUCAAUUACAGAUUAUCAAGAGCUAGAAGGACAAUUGAAAAUACAUUUGGCAUCAUGGUUUCCAAGUGGAGAAUCUUGAAAACUGCUAUUGUUGCUGAGCCAAACAACAUGGUCAAAUUGACUAAAGCUAUAUGUGUUCUUCACAACUUUCUGCGAAAGCAAUCUGCAGCAAGUUACACACCUCCUGGCUCCACAGAUACAGUGGAUGAAAAUGGCCAAAUAAAUGAAGGGAGUUGGAGAGCUGAGAUGGAAAAAGCUACUCUUCAACCCAUUGCUCAGAGCUCUAGAAACCAAACAAAAGCAGCUCUUAGAGUAAGAGAAGAUUUUGCAUGUUAUUUUAUGUCAUCUGAAGGAGAGUUAUCUUGGCAAGUGGAUUAUGUCCUUCGUACAUCAUAA